AUGUUUCACUUUCGAUCGUUUACCUUUUAUAUCAACCUCCUGUCCUUACGAUUACUUAUAUACUUCACCCGUAGUUACCCACAUACCUCAGUCGUUCUACCAUCGCCGUGCCCGACUGAGGUAUGUAUAUACUAUCACAAUAUCCACAACUAUUACUUACACUCAUUCAUAGUGAAUACUUACAUUGUCCCUCUAUUAGGAGGCAAUCUCUUUGACAGGAUUCUCCAGAAAUCCUUCUACCUGCGAGAUGACAGGGUGCGAAACGUCUUUUUCCAGCUCAUCAAUGCUGUCGUAUUCUGUAACGAAAACAGCGUGUACCAUCGUGAUAUCAAGCCAGAGAAUAUUCCUUGUUCAGAGGAUGAUUCAGGGAUUUAUCUCACCGACUUUGGUAUGUCGACACAGAACGAGACCCCGACUUUCCAUGAGUGCGGGAGCAUGGAGUGCAUGAGUCCUGGUAUGCCCGACAGAAGAUACUCUACUCGGACAAAUGAUAUCUGGUCUCUCGGUGUCGUUCUCACAACGAUGGUCACUAGGUGUGCUCCUUGGGCGAUGGCGGUGACGACAGACUAUUCCUUCAACCCAUCUCUUCAGGAUGGAGAUCACCUAAGACGCUUCUUGCUAGGUAUAUCUCCAGGCGCCUGUACCAUCCUUAAGAAGAUCUUCCGUCUGGAACCUCGCAGUCAUAUUUCCUUGGCUGAUCUUCAACGUGAAAUUACUGAACUCGAGACAUUCUUC
Messenger RNA from Guyanagaster necrorhizus, 735 nucleotides. RefSeq names its product kinase-like protein. Gene Ontology annotation, cellular component: cytoplasm. The record is from RefSeq and is a predicted model, not a curated record. The transcript is spliced from 2 exons. NCBI's taxonomy places the organism in Eukaryota, Fungi, Basidiomycota, Agaricomycetes, Agaricales, Physalacriaceae. The annotation marks the transcript as partial. Gene Ontology annotation, molecular function: protein serine/threonine kinase activity; ATP binding. Gene Ontology annotation, biological process: protein phosphorylation; intracellular signal transduction.